AUGUACUGUUAUAUUCUACUAGAUAUCUAUGCUUACUUCAAAGAUCAACCAACAUUAGUAGAAAUAGAUGUGCCUCCAAAACAACGUUUCACAAUUUGUGGCGAUAUUCACGGACAAUUCUACGAUCUCUGCAAUAUUUUCGAUAUCAAUGGUCUUCCCUCGGAGAAGAAUCCUUAUUUGUUCAAUGGGGACUUCGUGGAUCGCGGUUCCUUUAGCGUGGAAACCAUAUUUACAAUGUUCAGCUACAAGCUCUUGUACCCGAAUCAUUUCUUCUUAUCCAGAGGAAACCAUGAAAGUGACGUAAUGAACAAGGUAAAAUCAAAUUCUUUCUUGCGAUUUUACUGUUUUGCCCCAUCGUACUGA
Cylicostephanus goldi is the source of this 363-nucleotide messenger RNA. NCBI's taxonomy places the organism in Eukaryota, Metazoa, Nematoda, Chromadorea, Rhabditida, Strongylidae. The record is from the annotation of a GenBank genome assembly.